AUGUCAGAAAUCACUCAAAGACGCACAGGGGGGGCAGGCGGUUCAACCGCCCAAGGCCACAAGACAAGCGCAGCCCAAGGACGGCCACAGCCGAAGAACGGUAGCAGUCAUGCGUUCAAGGAGCUCGUUGCCCUGCUGACUUUGACCAGGGUUGUUUUGGCUCGCCCUUUGGAGACGGCUCGAUUGGUUUUCUUGCUCAUCCAUCAGUUUGCACAGCAGGUCUACGGAUCGGCAUUUCGGCCGGAUCGCGAUAUAACAGACCAGUCCGAUAGAGUCAUUUUGAUUACAGGAGGAAACACAGGCCUUGGAAAAGAAACGGUCCUGGAGCUAGCGAAACACCAACCCGCAAGGAUAUAUAUAGGUGCUCGAAAUGAGCAAAAGGCCCGUAAAGCAAUGGAGGAUAUCCAGUCACGGCUAAAACAGACUGUGGACAUCCGAUAUCUACCCCUUGAUCUGUCGUCGUUUGAGUCUAUCCGGGAAGCAGCCAAAUUAUUUACCGGAGAAUCUGAGCGCCUUGAUACUCUCAUCCUCAAUGCUGGAGUGAUGGGCUUGGAACCCUACCGCACCAAGGACGGAUAUGAGGUGCAGUUCGGUACAAACUACUUGGGCCAUUUCCUCCUGACGUCACUAUUGCUACCUACGCUCCGGAAAACAGCAUCCCAACCUGGUUCUGAUGUUCGAGUUCUGUCCAUCUCGUCUGCAGCUUGGCAGAUGGCCCCUUCCUCGCCAUCGAGGCUGCUCUCACUCAUGACUUCUACCGAUGACCUGCUGGCAUGUAACAGAUGGACUAGAUACGGGAUUUCAAAGGCUGGAAAUAUCCUGCUCGCAUCGGAGCUAGCCAGACGGUACCCGGAAAUUACGAGCGUCUCGAUUCAUCCCGGUGUUAUUUUGACAGCCUUGUACGAACAGGGAAGGGCAUCCAGUAUUGCACUUAAAUAUGGCCUUGCUUUACUUGUUCCAUUCGCUUCCAGUGAAAAGAAUGGGGCGAAGAACCAUCUAUGGGCCGCCGGGUGUGCUAGGAGCCAACUGCGCAAUGGCGAGUACUACUCUCCCGUGGGAAUCCCGGACUGGAAGAACGACCUUGUUCACGACAAGGACACUGCACGGCGUCUGUGGGAGUGGUCGGAACAGCAUGUCACGAACAACUAG
Messenger RNA from Trichophyton rubrum CBS 118892, 1149 nucleotides. RefSeq lists its product as uncharacterized. The record is from RefSeq and is a predicted model, not a curated record. NCBI's taxonomy places the organism in Eukaryota, Fungi, Ascomycota, Eurotiomycetes, Onygenales, Arthrodermataceae. The transcript is spliced from 2 exons. The coding region runs from base 1 to 1149 and encodes 382 amino acids.